UCUUCCUCCUUCAGCCGGAGGGAACAUGGCAGGAGACAGAGGAGUGACCUUGUUUGUCCUGCUGCUGUCCUGCUGGCGCCACGCGGAGCCCCAGCCCAUCAACACGAUUUCAGGUCCACGUACGGUACUGCCACCAAAUUUAAAAAAUUUUGAUGACAACGUGGCUGCACUAUUUGAUGAAAUUCUAGUCCAAGAGAUAUUGGAUCCAAGUAAUUCAUCAUUGCUUAUGACACAAAGACCACUACCAAAAUCAACAACGAUUAUGAAGAAAAAAAAAACCUAUACUCAAACGGAUUAUAAGAUGGAUAUUAAUAAGAAGCAUCAUAAAAAGAAAUUCUCUUCUGGGAAAGAAAAAAGGCCUUUCUUUGAUGAAGAGGAGAAAGAGACACUUUAUCAGAUUAAAAGCCAAUCAGUUCUGGAAAAAAUCAUUGACGGCCUUCGAAGAGCUUUAGGCAACACUCUCAAGCAAGGACUGCAGAAGCACAGGCGUUUGUUCAAAGGAGCCAAACACCACAAGGGGAAAUGGAGCCGGAACUGAGAAGCCAAGACCGCCUGAGGGGACAUCCACUCACCCCGCCACUGGGAGGAAAAAUAAAAUAGAAUCACUAUUUUCUAUAAAGAAGAAUCUCUUUAUUCAAGGAGUGCCAAAUAAAAUGAACACAUUUAAAUAUUAA
Molecule: messenger RNA, 674 nt
Organism: Herpailurus yagouaroundi (jaguarundi)
Lineage: Eukaryota; Metazoa; Chordata; Mammalia; Carnivora; Felidae
Product: sperm acrosome-associated protein 7-like
Exons: 6
Coding region: 26-538 (170 amino acids)
Cellular component (GO): acrosomal vesicle
Source: RefSeq, a predicted model, not a curated record